Molecule: messenger RNA, 1227 nt
Organism: Dictyostelium purpureum
Lineage: Eukaryota; Evosea; Eumycetozoa; Dictyosteliales; Dictyosteliaceae
Exons: 3
Coding region: 1-1227 (408 amino acids)
Biological process (GO): dephosphorylation
Molecular function (GO): phosphatase activity
Source: RefSeq, a predicted model, not a curated record
AUGAUGAUUAAAGUAUCAUUAGUAUUACUGUUAUCAUUAUUUGGAAUUGUAUAUUCUCAAAAACCAAAUUAUUGCCAAGCAAAUUUACCAAAACCAUCAUUAAAUACAAAUGGAUUAUCAUUAGAAAUGGUUCAGGUCUUACUUAGACAUGGUGAUAGAACUCCACUUUAUAGCAACCUUAGUCCAGAUAUGUCAAUAUGGGAUUGUGAUUUAGGUUGGUUUAUGUCCCCAAGUUUUGAAAAUAUACCAGGACCAAUUACAGAUAUUAAUAGAUUAUAUAGAAAAGUAUAUAUGCCAAAUAGAGAGUUUUUACCAGGUAAUUGCUCAAAGGGUCAAUUAACUUCAUUGGGUUUUGCACAACAUAUUCAAUUAGGCCAAACUUUGCGUGAACUCUAUGUAGAUAAAUAUCAAUUAUUACCAAAUCAAUAUACACAAGAUCAAACUAAAAUUUGGGUACGUUCAACUGAUGUCCCAAGAACUUUACAAUCAGCACAAGCCCAUUUAACUGGUCUUUUCCCACCACAACCAACUAAUGGUGAACCAAUCCCAGUCAUUAAUAUUAACACUAUGGACCCAGAUUUCGAAAAUAUGCAACCAAAUAAUAGACUUUGUCCAGUAAUUUCAAUGAUGGAGUAUAACGCCACCAAAACUCCAGAGUACCAAGAAUUUAUUAAAAACACAACCCAAUUAAAGACUCAAAUUAUGAAUGCUCUUGGUGUAAAAAGUUUCCCAGCCUAUGGUUGGUAUUCAUUUAUGGAUUUAUUCUAUUCUCUUCAAUGCCACGAUUUACCACUUCCACCAGGUAUUACUCAAGAAAUGGUUGAUGGUGCUUAUGAAGCUGCCCUUUGGGAUUACACCUAUAAAUUCUCUUUUCCAAUGUAUUCACGUCUAGGUAUGUCAACUUUCUUAGAGGAGUUACUCGAAAACAUUGGAAACUAUAUCCAAAAUACAGAUGAUACAAAAUAUUAUCUUUUCUCUGGUCAUGAUACUACCAUUGGAGCAAUAGCUAAUCUUUUCGGUUUAUUGGGUGAAUGGCCAUCAUAUGCAUCACAUAUCGAAAUGGAGUUGUGGUCAAAUUCAAAUAAAAACUAUUUCCUUCAAUUUAAAUAUAAUGGUGAAUCAUUCCAAUUAAACGGUUGUGGUGAUAUCAUGUGUCCAAUAGAAACAUUCUUUAACAUUGCAAACUCUCUUAUUGUCCCAAAUUAUUCAGAUAUUUGUUCCAAUUAA